Messenger RNA from Paracoccidioides lutzii Pb01, 4368 nucleotides. RefSeq names its product glycogen debranching enzyme. Gene Ontology annotation, biological process: glycogen catabolic process. Gene Ontology annotation, molecular function: 4-alpha-glucanotransferase activity; amylo-alpha-1,6-glucosidase activity. The transcript is spliced from 4 exons. The record is from RefSeq and is a predicted model, not a curated record. Bases 1 to 4368 code for a protein of 1455 amino acids.
AUGUCACCCCCUUGUGCUUCUGCGCCGAAAAGGAGCCAGCACGAGGUCUACAUCCUCCCUCUCACCGACGAUGGCGCUCCGGACGUGGCCCACGGAUACGUUUCCUUGCCGCAUCCUACAGAUCCCCCAUAUAUCCUCCGCUUUGUCAUUGAGGGGAGCAGCGCUGUCUGCCGACAGGGAAGGUUAUGGGUUAAUAUCCCUCAUCUUGGGGCGCGAUUUGAGAGGGAGUUUUUUAGGGAAUAUCUACUAACACCCUCCUUUACGCACGCAAUUCAAAUCGACAUACCAAUAACCACCCCUGGCGCCUUUGCCUUUUACAUAACCUACUCUCCACCCCCGGAGCUACCAGUAGCCACUUUCCCAUCCCCAAGACAGAUACAGGCGCAGGACCCAGCCCAAGUCCAACUCCGCUCCCCAACCCACUACAUCAAUGUCGCCCCAACAAUCUCUCUUAACAACCAAACCCUUCCUCUAGCCUCCGUCUCUGUAAUCUCACUCCUCUCCAAAUUUGUCGGCCCAAACCCCUCAGACUGGAACAAGCAUCUGCUCAGCAUCGCCCGUCGCGGCUACAACAUGGUUCACUUCACACCGAUCAUGGCCCGCGGCGAAUCGAACUCGCCAUACAGCAUCGCGGACCAUCUGGCGUUUGACAGAUGCUGCUUUCCCAGUGGCGAGAGCGACGUUGCUAAUAUGGUGUCACGCAUGGAGAGUCAGUAUGGUCUCUUACCACUUACGGAUGUUGUCUGGAAUCACACGGCGAAUAAUACAGAGUGGCUACAGGAGCACCCAGAGGCUGGGUACAAUGUGGAAACUGCUCCGUGGUUGCAGGCGGCGGUUGAACUGGAUGAUACGCUCUUGCGCUAUUCGGAACAGCUGGGCCAACUGGGGUUACCCACGCAGUUUGACAAUGUCAACGAUUUGCUCUCAGUCAUGAAUCAGAUGAGGGCCAAUGUCAUUGAUAAGAUUCGUCUGUGGGAGUUUUAUGCUGUUGAUGUUCAGCGCGAUGUGGAAGCGACGAUUCGGGCGUAUCAGAGCGGUGAUGUGAGGAUUCCCGAGGGCGGGUUUGGUGACCAUACUAUCGGAGGCUUGGGAGAGAUUAAGGGGUGGAGUUUAAAGGAGAAGGCUGGGUUCUUACGCGAUCGGGGUUUACUUAAUAAAGAUCGGCUUCUGGGGCGGUACGGACGGGUCGUUGAACCUGCUGUGGCUGCGGCACUGCUUACAGCACUCUAUGGCCGUUACGACGCAGAGUCUUCCGACAUCCCGCAUAUUCGCAGUGACCUUUCUAAGAUCUUCGACGAGGUUAAUCUCCCACUCUUCCUUGAGUUUGAUAAAGAUGUCCUAGAGAUCUUCGACCAGCUCUUCAACCGCAUCAAGUAUCUACGGCUCGAUGAGAAUGGGCCGAAGUUGGGGCCUGUUACGAAAGAAAAUCCUCUGAUAGAAACCUACUUCACGCGCCUGCCACUGAACGAGAAGACGGCGAAACAUAACCGGAAUACGCUUGCCCUGGUUAAUAACGGGUGGGUAUGGAAUGCGGAUGCCAUGCGUGACAACGCUGGGCCGCACUCCCGAGCCUAUCUACUGCGCCAGGUCAUUAUCUGGGGAGACUGUGUCAAACUCCGUUACGGCUCGUGUCGGGGCGACAACCCGUUUUUGUGGGACUAUAUGGCCAGCUAUACAAAACUGAUGGCGAAAUACUUCUCUGCCUUUCGCAUUGAUAAUUGCCACUCCACCCCGCUUGCUGUGGCUGAAUAUCUUCUCGACGAGGCGAGAAGGGUUCGUCCCAAUCUUGCUGUGUUUGCGGAGUUGUUCACGGGCUCAGAGGAGAUGGAUUAUCUCUUUACGAAACGGCUUGGGCUUAACGCGCUGAUUCGUGAGGCGAUGCAGUCUUGGAGUACUGCGGAACUUAGUCGGCUGGUGCAUCGACAUGGUGGUAGACCCAUAGGCAGUUUUGAUAUUGAUUUGCCGACUGAUGAUUUCCCGCGGGAGAAUGGUAUCAAUGGCGGUAACAAUGGCAAUGGGAAGAAUUGUGGGGCAAGAUGUGAAACUAUCAAGCACGUCCGCGAAAUCCCGGUCCAGGCGCUGUUUAUGGACUGUACUCACGAUAAUGAGAUGCCUGCACAGAAGAGGGAGGCGAGAGAUACCCUCCCUAAUGCCGCGCUGGUGGCAAUGUGUGCCUCCGCCUCCGGGAGUGUCAUGGGCUAUGAUGAGAUAUACCCGGCGCAUCUGGAUCUUGUGCAAGAGACGCGGCGGUAUUCUUCCGUGGAACCCUCUGAGGGAAGAAGUGCGGAUCCCUCUGACAAGCUUAGUAUUGUUGGGGAAGGGGGUAUAGGCGGCGCGAAGAGGUUGCUGAACGACCUGCACACGAAAAUGGCUGUUGAUGGUUAUGAUGAGACCCAUAUUCAUCACGAUGGGGAGUAUAUAACUGUCCAUCGCGUGCAGCCAGAUACGAGAAGGGGUGUUUUCCUCAUUGCCCACACGGCGUUCCCAGGGGCAAAUGGUGGGGCACUUGACCCUGUGUGUCUUACGGGGACGAAGGCAAAGCUCAUCGGUGCGUGGAGGUUGGAAGUUGACGAUUCGGAUAAGGCGAAGGAGGCUGUUUUGGGGGAUAAGGAAUACCUGAGAGGUUUACCCAGUCAGGUUAUUAGUUUGGAUGGGGUUCUAAUUUCGGAUAAGGAAGAUUGUACGGUGAUUUCGAUGCCGCAGUCAUUCCCGUCUGGCUCUAUUGUGUUGCUGGAGACGUGGAUUCCUCGUGCGGGUUUAUCGCAGGAGUUGAGUACCUUUAUUACGACAGGAGCGGUGGAAGCGUUUCAGAAACUUGACCUGAUCGAUCUUAAUUUUGUCCUUUACAGAUGCAAUGCGGAGGAGAGGGAUUCUAGUGACGGUAAGGAUGGCGUUUACAAUGUCCCCAAUUUUCGUCCCCUCUCUAGCAGCAGGUCUACCACAUUUCUCCACCGACUGGGCCCGCUGCUGGGUCGGGAUGUCUUCAUCUCUCUCCGCGGACUUCUCCUAUGCACCGGCCGCUUUGAUGUCGCUAAAGACCAUAUUAUCUCCUUUGCUAGCGUGAUUAAGCACGGCAUGAUCCCCAACCUGCUUGGCAGCGGUAAACUGCCCCGUUACAACUCGCGCGACUCUGUCUGGUUCUUCCUCCAGGCAAUACAAAACUACGUUACUAUGGUCCCCGAUGGGAUCCAGCUGCUGGAGGAGAAGGUGCCCCGCCGCUUUCUUCCGUAUGAUGAUACGUGGUUCCCUUUCGACGAUGAAAGGGCGUAUAGCCGUUCCUCAACGAUAGAGGAGAUUAUCCAGGAAGUGCUCCAGCGACAUGCAUCUGGUUUGUCCUUUAGGGAAUAUAAUGCUGGGCCGCAGUUGGACAUGCAGAUGAAACCAGAGGGGUUCCAAGUUGAUAUCCAUGUCGAUUGGGAGACUGGGUUUAUGUUUGGAGGUAACAUGUGGAACUGCGGUACGUGGAUGGAUAAGAUGGGCGAGAGUGAGAAGGCAGCGAACAAAGGAUACCCGGGCACACCGAGGGAUGGAGCGGCAAUUGAGAUUACAGGGCUGCUAUAUAGUGCACUCCGCUGGGUAUCAAAACUACACGAAGAAGGACGUUAUAUGUACGCAGGCGUCACAACUAACUCAAACGAAACCAUCAAGUUCUCCGAGUGGGCGCAACGUAUUCAAUCAAACUUCGAUCGCGCCUAUUACAUCCCUGUCCUCUCCUCCCAUGACGCACAACAUGACAUCGACCCAACAAUCGUCCAUCGCCGGGGAAUAUACAAGGACCUUUACAAAUCUUCCAGCCCAUACAAGGAUUACCAACUCCGCCCCAACUUCGCCAUCGCCAUGACCGUUGCACCAGACCUUUUCAAAUUGGAGAAUGCUAUCCAUGCGCUUGUUGUUGCGGAUAGAGUCCUCCGGGGCCCAGUGGGGAUGGCCACGCUGGAUCCAGGUGAUUUAAACUAUCGACCGUACUAUAAUAAUGCGGAGGACUCUGAGGAUUUUGCUACGUCAAAAGGGAGGAAUUAUCACCAAGGUCCCGAGUGGGUGUGGCCCCUAGGUUUCUUUCUGAGGGCAUUGUUGAGGUUUGAGAUUAUUAGAAGGAGGAGCUUGGGGAAAGAGAACAAGCAUGAGGGUGCAGAGAGGGAUGUGAAUGGGAGGGAAGAGGCGUUUCAGCUUGUGGCAAGCAGGUUGGAGGGGUGUAAGAAGAUGAUUGCGGAGGGUCCGUGGAAAGGGCUGACAGAGUUGACGAACAAGAGUGGAGAGUUCUGUGCGGAUUCGGCCCCGACCCAGGCGUGGUCGGCGGCAUGUUUGCUGGAGGUUUAUUACGAUGCGGCGCAGCACCAAAAGGAGGACAGGCCGGGGGAUGAGGGAUGA